AUGUCUCCAUUUCAAGCCCCGUAUGCCUACCUUCCACCACAUUUGGCUUUUCCUUCCACUGCUACUACAUCUGUGACUGAAGUGGAGUCCUACUUGAAACAAAGAGAUGACUUGCUUGCUUUACUAAAAGAUGCUCUCCAGAAAUCUCAGGAGAGAAUGAAGUUUUAUGCUGAUCAGACAAGGACUGAUAGAGUAUUCUCUGUAGGAGAUAAGGUUUAUCUGAUACUUCAACCUUACAGGCAGGCAUCUGUGGGAAUCAAAAAGAACUUGAAGCUAGAUGCAAAGUAUUAUGGGCCAUUUGAGAUCAUUCAGAAGGUUGGUCUUGCUGCAUACAAACUACAACUCCCAGCUGAAGCUAGAAUACAUCCCGUCUUUCAUGUGUCACAAAUGAAGCAACACAUUGGUGCCACUCACAUUCCUUCUCCUUCACUUCCAGCCUUAGAUACUGAUGGUCAAUUCCUUGUCAUCCCUGCUGCUGCCUUAGCUUCAAGGACCAUCAUAAGAAAUGGCAUCUCUGUCCCUCAUAUACUCAUCCAGUGGACGAAUUCCUUACCCUCAGAUGCUACCUGGGAGGAGGCAAAACAUAUUGCACAUCACUUUCCCAAGUUCAAUCCUUGA
Messenger RNA from Papaver somniferum (opium poppy), 618 nucleotides. RefSeq lists its product as uncharacterized. The coding region runs from base 1 to 618 and encodes 205 amino acids. The record is from RefSeq and is a predicted model, not a curated record. The transcript has a single exon. NCBI's taxonomy places the organism in Eukaryota, Viridiplantae, Streptophyta, Magnoliopsida, Ranunculales, Papaveraceae.